CGGCCGUGACGUUGGAGCGUGCUGGCCUGGGAGCAGCCGAACUGUCGCCGGUGUGUGUCACGGGAGCGCGGACGACGUUGGCGGGCUGUGAGAUGACUGUUACCAACUUCGGCACGAUGCGCCCCUGCUUCGCUGGUUACCCGUUCCAAGGCCAGGGCCGCGUGAACCAGCUGGGCGGCGUGUUCAUCAACGGGCGGCCGCUGCCCAAUCACAUCCGGCUGAAGAUCGUCGAGAUGGCGGCGGCGGGCGUACGGCCGUGCGUCAUCUCACGGCAGCUGCGCGUGUCGCACGGCUGCGUCUCCAAGAUCCUCAACCGCUACCAGGAGACCGGCUCCAUCCGGCCCGGCGUCAUCGGCGGCUCCAAGCCGCGCGUCGCCACCCCGGAGGUGGAGGCGCGCAUCGAGCACUACCGCCGCGAGAACCCCGGCAUCUUCAGCUGGGAGAUCCGCGACAGGCUGAUCAAGGACGGGCUGUGCGACCGCAGCACGGCGCCCUCGGUGAGCGCCAUCUCGCGGCUGCUCAGGGGCCGCGACGGACACGACGACGGCAAGCUGCCCGACGGCAAGACGAGCGACGGCAGCGACUGCGAGUCAGAGCCGGGCAUCCCGCUGAAGCGCAAGCAGCGCCGCAGCCGCACCACCUUCACGGCGCAGCAGCUCGACGAGCUGGAGAAGGCGUUCGAGCGCACGCAGUACCCCGACAUCUACACCAGGGAGGAGCUGGCCCAGCGCACCAAGCUCACCGAGGCCCGAAUUCAGGUGUGGUUCAGCAACCGGCGCGCGCGCCUGCGGAAGCAGCUGUCGAGCAGCGCGGCGGGGUACGCCCUGCCGGCCGGCUACCCCGCGCCGCAGUACCUGCUGCCCCCGGACUCCUUCGCCGCCUCCACCACCGCGCCGCCUCCAGUGUCGGAGCACCACGGCGCGGCGGCGCUGUACUCGCCGCACCACCACGGCCACCACGCGCACGCG
Schistocerca americana (American grasshopper) is the source of this 968-nucleotide messenger RNA. RefSeq names its product protein gooseberry-neuro-like. The record is from RefSeq and is a predicted model, not a curated record. Gene Ontology annotation, molecular function: RNA polymerase II cis-regulatory region sequence-specific DNA binding; DNA-binding transcription factor activity, RNA polymerase II-specific. Gene Ontology annotation, biological process: regulation of transcription by RNA polymerase II; anatomical structure development. The transcript is spliced from 6 exons. The annotation marks the transcript as partial. NCBI's taxonomy places the organism in Eukaryota, Metazoa, Arthropoda, Insecta, Orthoptera, Acrididae.